Molecule: messenger RNA, 2755 nt
Organism: Lethenteron reissneri (Far Eastern brook lamprey)
Lineage: Eukaryota; Metazoa; Chordata; Hyperoartia; Petromyzontiformes; Petromyzontidae
Product: Golgi pH regulator
Biological process (GO): intracellular pH reduction
Cellular component (GO): Golgi cisterna membrane
Molecular function (GO): voltage-gated monoatomic anion channel activity
Source: RefSeq, a predicted model, not a curated record
GUCACUCGCACACAGUACAGUAUGUUUAACACGUAGUACAGUACGCGCAAGAACGGCGUUAAAUUGACCAAAACGCAUUUUUUUAACGCGAUCGAGUCGCGUUACAGUUUUAAAGUUCAUUUCUCAGGUUGUAGGCUCGUUUACAAGUUGCGAAAAUGUCGUUUUUUACAGAUUCGCUCAUCAUGUUUUCGUCACAGAUCAUAUUUUUUGGAUUCGGAUGGCUGUUUUUCAUGAGGCAGCUCUUUAAGGACUACGAGGUGCGCAGGUACCUGGUGCAGAUCGUCUUCUCCGUGACGUUUGCGUUCUCGUGCACGAUGUUCGAGCUCAUUAUUUUCGAGAUCUUGGGCGUGCUCAACACAAGCUCGCGUUACUUCCACUGGAAGCUGGACCUCUACGUCAUCCUCAUCGUGCUGAUCUUCGUCGUUCCCUUCUACAUCGGCUUCUUCGUCGUCAGCAACAUCCGACUGGAAUUACCAAGGAGUUCCUCUUCACCAGCCUGCACUGGCCAGCGUGUGCAAAAGCGGAGGCUGCUCUGCUCCGUGUUCCUCUGGGUCACGUUCAUGUACUUCUUCUGGAAGCUGGGGGACCCCUUCCCCAUAUUGAGUCCACGGCACGGGAUCCUGUCCAUCGAGCAGCUCAUCAGCAGGGUGGGCGUCAUCGGGGUCACGCUCAUGGCCCUGCUGUCCGGAUUCGGCGCUGUCAACUGCCCCUACACGUACAUGUCCUACUUCCUGCGGAGCGUGACGGACGGAGACAUCGCCUCGCUGGAACGACGCCUCCUGCAGACGAUGGACAUGAUCUGUAGCAAGAAGAAGAGGAUGGCUGUGAUUAAGCGCGAGCUGGUGCAGAGGGGAGGCGAGGAGAGGAAGCCGCUGGGAAUCUGGAGCAUGAUCCGCAGCGUCGCGUCGCCAACGCCCGGCAGCGAGAACCUCUCGCUUCUGCAGCAGGAGGUGGACGCGUUGGAGGAGCUGAGUCGGCAGCUGUUCCUGGAGGUCGUCGAUCUCCACGCCAACAAGGAGAGAAUCGCCUACUCGAAGACUUUCCAGGGAAGGUAUUUCAACGUCAUGGGUUAUUUCUUCUCAAUCUACUGCGUAUGGAAAAUUUUCAUGGCCACUAUAAAUAUCGUGUUUGACCGAGUUGGAAAAACGGACCCAGUGACCCGCGGAAUUGAAAUCACUGUCAAUUACCUGGGCAUUCAUUUUGACGUUAAGUUCUGGUCUCAGCACAUUUCAUUUAUCCUCGUUGGGAUUAUCAUCGUCACGUCUAUCCGAGGCCUCCUCAUCACUCUCACUAAGUUUUUCUACGCUAUCUCAAGCAGCAAGUCAUCGAAUGUCAUCGUGCUCGUGUUGGCUCAGAUCAUGGGCAUGUACUUUGUGUCCUCGGUGCUGCUCAUGCGCAUGAGCAUGCCGCCCGAGUACCGCGUCAUCGUCACGCAGGUGCUCGGAGACCUGCAGUUCAGCUUCUACCACCGCUGGUUCGACGUCAUCUUCCUCGUCAGCGCCCUCUCCAGCAUGGCCUUCCUCUACCUGGCGCACAAGCAGGCUCCAGAGAAGCACAUGCUUCUCUAGCAGCGGCUGCUGAAACGACGGCGGCAGCAGCAGCAGCAGCAGCUAGAGUGGAAGCAAAAGCAGCAGCAGCUGAAGCAGCAGUAACACCUCAAGCAGCAACAGCAGCUAAAGUAGCUAAAGUGGAAGCAGCAGCAGCAGGAGCUCCUAAAUUGGAAGCUGCAGCAGCGGAUGAAGCAGCAGCAGCAGCUAAAGGGGAAGCAGGAGCUGAAGCAGCAGCAGCAGCCGAAGCAGCCGAAGCAGCAGGAGCAGCUGAACCAGCAGCAGUAGCUAAAGCAGCAGCAGCUGAAGAAGCGGCAGCAGCUGAACCAGCAGCAGCAGCUAAAGAAGCGGCAGCAGCUGAACCAGCAGCAGCAGCUAAAGCAGCAGUAGCUGAAGAAGCGGCAGCAGCUGAACCAGCAGCAGCUGAAGAAGCAGCAGCAGCUGAAGAAGCGGCAGCAGCUGAACCAGCAGCAGCAGCUGAAGAAGCAGCAGCAGCUGAACCAACAGCAGCAGCAGCAGCUGAAGAAGCAGCAGCAGCUGAAGAAGCGGCAGCAGCUGAACCAGCAGCAGCAGCAGCAGCUGAAGAAGCAGCAGCAGCCGAAGCAGCGGCAGCUCCGCUCCUCGAUAAAUGUACAGCUCGCUUUGUCAGUCCACUGCUGGCUGAAGGCCUCCCCAUGCCGUGUUGAGUCACGGGCGGGUUGUUUGACCAUACCUCACCUUGCUGGUCAGUGGGGGUUGGUGAAGGGGGUCGGGGCGGCACCGGUUGCAGAUGUCGCUCGCCAGGAAUAUAACGGCCGAGGGCCGAGAAUCGAACUCGGGCCGCCGGGUUCACAGCGCGGGGGGGGCGCGCUAACCGCUGCGCCUCCGCUCGCGUCCCUCCGCGUCCUUCGUCGGAUGACGUCACAUUUACGCGGCGGCAACAUUUUUGUUUUAUUUUAAUUUAUUUGGCCGGGCAAAGCUCGCGCGAGCGUCGCUACGACGUCGGAUUUUAAGGAGCGCGCACCACCACACACCCCCGGUGAUGUUUUGUGACGGUUCCGUUUGUCAGCGGCGUUUUGGUUGGUGGACGUCUGGAGGUCGGUGGGGGUUUUUUUUUUAAGGGGUAGUGGUUGUUGUGGUUGUUGUGGUUGUUGUGGUGGUGGCGAAUGAAAUCUGUCAACAACAACAGCGGAAAUAACACUGGGAUUAAAAUCGUUCUUUAUUUUUCA